This is a messenger RNA of Propithecus coquereli (Coquerel's sifaka), 2780 nucleotides long. RefSeq names its product potassium channel, inwardly rectifying subfamily J, member 6 (gene KCNJ6). Gene Ontology annotation, molecular function: G-protein activated inward rectifier potassium channel activity. The coding region runs from base 573 to 1844 and encodes 423 amino acids. Lineage: Eukaryota; Metazoa; Chordata; Mammalia; Primates; Indriidae. Gene Ontology annotation, biological process: regulation of monoatomic ion transmembrane transport; potassium ion import across plasma membrane. The transcript has 4 exons. The record is from RefSeq and is a predicted model, not a curated record. Gene Ontology annotation, cellular component: plasma membrane.
GUCGCUUCGUGCGCUGACAGCCGGGCUCAGCCAGUCGGCUGGAAUUGAGUAGCAUUCAUUGAAUCUGCGGAUUUCAUGACGUCUCCCUGCGUGGUCCAUCACUUUUAUCCUAACCGGGGAUUUUUUUCUUCCUGCCACUCUUGCCUUUUCCCUCUUCCUUCCAGCCGGUCGCCCUCCCCGGUCCUACCGGAGCGCACGCCCCUCCGCCCCUCCUUCGGCCCCGGCGCCCAGCCCGCCUGCCCGCUCCUGGCCACAGGGAGCCAGUCCGAAGACGGCCGCACCUGGCUGGAGAGGCUGGGCGGGCGGAGGGGGCAUCCGCGGGACCCGGGCAGCUGGACCCAGACCUGGAUGACCCGCAAGGAGGAUGGAGUCUCCUAACAGCCUCUCGGGGCUGAUGUGAAAUCUGACCCUCUGAUCCCAGUUUUUCUUUUCCUUUUCUUUUUGUAUUUCCUUCCCUCGCCAUCCGUCGUGUAGUGGUUAUUAAACCUUGCUCCGGUCCAAGAGAGGAGAUCAUGAUUGAAUGACACCACCCCGUCCGCAGCAAGGAGAAGCACAAAGAAGAAACUACAGCAAUGGCCAAGUUGACAGAAUCCAUGACUAACGUCCUGGAGGGCGACUCCAUGGAUCAGGAUGUCGAGAGCCCUGUGGCCAUUCACCAGCCCAAGUUGCCUAAGCAGGCCAGGGACGACCUGCCGAGACACAUCAGCCGAGACCGGACCAAAAGGAAAAUCCAGAGGUACGUGAGGAAAGACGGAAAGUGCAACGUCCACCACGGCAACGUGAGGGAGACCUACCGCUACCUGACCGACAUCUUCACCACCCUAGUAGACCUAAAGUGGAGAUUCAACCUGUUGAUCUUCGUCAUGGUUUACACAGUGACGUGGCUCUUUUUUGGAAUGAUCUGGUGGUUAAUUGCAUACAUCCGAGGGGAUAUGGACCACAUAGAGGACCCCUCCUGGACUCCCUGUGUCACCAACCUUAACGGGUUCGUCUCUGCUUUUUUAUUCUCCAUAGAGACAGAAACCACCAUCGGUUAUGGCUACCGGGUCAUCACAGAUAAGUGCCCGGAGGGAAUUAUUCUCCUCCUAAUCCAGUCUGUGCUGGGGUCCAUUGUCAAUGCAUUCAUGGUGGGAUGCAUGUUUGUGAAAAUAUCUCAGCCCAAGAAGAGGGCAGAGACCCUGGUCUUUUCCACCCAUGCGGUGAUCUCCAUGCGGGAUGGGAAACUGUGCCUGAUGUUCCGGGUAGGGGACCUUAGGAAUUCCCACAUCGUGGAGGCUUCCAUCAGAGCCAAGUUGAUCAAAUCCAAACAGACUUCAGAGGGGGAGUUCAUCCCCCUGAACCAGACGGAUAUCAACGUAGGGUAUUACACUGGGGAUGACCGUCUGUUUCUGGUGUCACCGCUGAUCAUUAGCCACGAAAUUAACCAACAGAGUCCUUUCUGGGAGAUCUCCAAAGCCCAGCUGCCCAAAGAGGAACUGGAAAUUGUGGUCAUCCUAGAAGGAAUGGUGGAAGCCACAGGGAUGACAUGCCAAGCUCGGAGUUCCUACAUCACCAGUGAGAUCCUGUGGGGUUACCGGUUCACACCUGUCCUGACGCUGGAGGACGGGUUCUAUGAAGUUGACUACAACAGCUUCCAUGAGACCUAUGAGACCAGCACCCCGUCCCUUAGUGCCAAAGAGCUGGCCGAGUUAGCCAGCAGGGCAGAGCUGCCCCUGAGUUGGUCUGUGUCCAGCAAACUCAACCAACAUGCAGAAUUGGAGACUGAAGAGGAAGAAAAGAACCUCGAAGAGCAAACGGAAAGGAAUGGUGAUGUGGCUAACCUGGAGAAUGAAUCCAAAGUUUAGUGCCCUAGCGGGGCAGCUCCUCUCCCCUCCCCCGACACGAUCUCUCCUUGUCUAUCAUUCUCUUUCUUUUCUGUCUCUCUUACUUCCUUCUUUAUUUAUUUAUAUUUAAUUUUGACAUUACCAGAAAACAAAUCUUCAAGGUGUAAAAUAUCUACCUGCCCUUUCUCAGUUCUUUAGAUUGACAAGGUAGCCAUGGAUUUGGUGAAGGUGCAAUGUGCCCUCAUUUGUGGCCCGAGCCUGGUCUCCCCCCAAAAUGCCACCCAUCUAACUCCUGGAGAUUUAAGCUACUUACCUGCAUGUGUUGUACAAUACCAGAUCACUCAAAAGAGUGUGUCUAAGAUGUUACCUGGGAUGUGACAAGUAAGGUCUCUGGUGCCUAUUUAUUCAUGCAGUGAGACAUAAAGUAGAAUCCUCAAUUUUACAGAUCCCGAACCACUUCAUCCACUCCAGGGCGAGGUGCUUGCCCCACCCGGGCAUUGCAGUUAUAGGACCCAGGUAAGCUAAAGACAAACCACUGUACAUAUAUAUGCCUUAUGUAAUUAUUUUCUUUUUGCAGUUAGUAAUAAAACCCAGCAUGUACAAAAGUUACUGUAGAACAGAACUUCUAAAUAGUGUACAUAGAUGUAUCAUUAAUGUAGGUUUAGAUAUAUAACUUUAGAAAUAAGAAGCAAAAAAAAAAACAAAAAAAAAUGAUUCCUAACAUGCAGUAGUCAUUUCUGUUUUGAUGUCUGUGUUCUCCAGGUUACUUUGAGCCCGUCGACCGCUGGCUCUCCAGUGCAUGGCCUUUGUUCGUGUCCCAGACUGGCAGGCGUUAGGGUACCUCACUGCUCCCUCUCUGAUCCUCUCAUGAAAUCUAGUAAGCCAUAGAUAGGUCUGGGGAAAAUCACGAGGUCCAGUACAUGGCGAAACCCACCACUCAUACGCUGAUAUACUGUG